UCAAAGUAGCUGUCGAUGAAUUUGAUUAUCGUUUACCUGAUUUAUUUUGACACCGCUACUGCCAUUCUUUUCCCAUCCUUAUGCUCCCUAACUGCACAAAAAAAAACAAAAAAACAAGAGUGACGUUGUGGAAUUAUGUAAUAAUUCAUUUGAAGUCAUGAUUACUCCCAUAGCGUUGACUUUUUAUUUCAUCUUAAUUUAAUUUAUUGUCAUUGACUUUGGUGUUUAUUGCCAGUUUAUAUUAAAAUUGGAAUGCCCGUCCGUCUUUUGUGGUCCCGUCCAAUCAAACCCAUUUGCAAAAAGUGUCACUAUGAAAACAGACCCCAGAACAGCGCGCCACUCUAAAAUAUUUCGUCUCGCUGCCGCCAAACUGAUCCGGGAGCACGCCAUGUAAUCUGAUUAGUGCACAGGCAGGAUUACCCCCCCCCCCCCUCCCCAGAAGCAGAUGGAGCCUUGAGGUGAUCACCAAGUUUGCUUUGAGCCAAUGAGAGCAGGAUGAAGAUGGAUUAAAACGCAGACGUCUCGGAAUUGUUCAGCAAGCUUGCUGGUGUGAUGUCGCCCAUGGUGGACGAGACUGCGGGGGAUCUCCCAGUACGGGACGUUGGUCUGUUGAGGGGGGGCCUCAUGGCCUCAAUGCCAGAUGCCGUAUGUGAUUCAGUGAAGCCAUGGAAGAAGCAUCACAUCAUGAUUACAAAAGAUCCGCAGCGGCUAUUUCGUCUCCCCAGAGAGCAACUGGAGGAUCUUUGCCUUAACAUGCAAGAAGAAAACGUUGUGCUGAGAAAGCACACACGAGCGCAGGAGCAGAAGAUGCGCAGGAUGUCCACCAGACUGAUGCGUCUCCGUCAGGCGGGGCCGGGCUCCGGCGGCGCCAGGGAGAAGGACAUGGAGGACACGCUGCAGGGGUUGGAAAGUCGCGUGGACACGCUGGAGAGCCAGAAAGUGAUAUUGCAAAAUAAACUCAGUUUGGCCAAGCAGCACAUUCUGGACUUGCGGGGUUGCACGCCUUACAGGUUCAGCAAAGCUACAAAAUGUACAGAUGUGGAUGGCGGAGUCGGAAGGGCGGAUCGCACAGCCCCGCCCCGAUAUUGUCCCCCGAUGGAAGACACCAGAGGAGACAUGGACAAAUUCAGUGUGAGCGAGCAGAUGAAGAUGAUGGAGCUCGAGGUGACCGCCCGGACCCUUCGCGACACGCUCCGAGUUAAAGAGAAAGAGAUGGAGGGAACCGUGAGGGAAAUGAAGAGGCAACAGGCGGAAAAGCACAGGAUCAACAUCAGAGAGAACGUUGACGUCAUCUGUCUGCAAAAGGAGCUUUCUGAGAAGAGCGCCACCCUGAGGGUCACGCAGGAGAAGAUCGCUGAUCUGCAACAGGCCUAUGAGAAGCAACUGGAGGAGAGUCAGAAGUCCCUCCGUGAAAGUCAGACUCUUCUUCUGGAGAAAGUGGAAGAACUGAGUGAGGAGCUGAAGCAGGAGCGUCACAGAGCGCUGAGACUGGAGGCUGAGCUGACGACCGCCAGCCUGUCUCUUCAGAACCUGGACAAGCUUCAAGAGCAUCUUGCAGACCUAGAAGGAGAGAAGGAUCGGAUAAAAGAAAACUACGACUCCCUACUGGAGAGAACUUUAUCGACCUACGACAGCCACGUGGACACACGCAUGGAGGUAAACGUGCAGACCGAAGAACCGGAGGAGCACGUCGGCAGGAUGGACAUCCAGAUCCUGGUGGCAACGCUGCAAACUGAGAAGGAGGAGAAAGGCAGAUUGCAGUCAGAGGUGGGGAAGCUCAAUCAAGAGAAGGAGAUGCUGGAGAGCCAACGUGACGCCAAAGUAAAACAUCUGGAGGAGAAGAUUCUUCAGUACAAGGAGGAGAUAUCCCGCCUGCGGAGCAGACUGGACUCGGUCACCAAGGAGUUCGACAUGAGCGUUGAGGACCUCAGCGAAACGCUUUUACAAAUCAAGGCCUUCAGGAUGCAGCAGGAGAGCAGGGAGGGUUUACGUUUCCUGCGGCCCGACAACGGGAAGGAGGAACCCCAGCCGCCCGACGUCCAAGCGUCGCACGCCGACACCGUGCUGGAGUUGCAGAAAGCCAGGAGCCUCCUUCUGCUGGAGCACCGCAUCAGUAAAGACCUUCAGGAGGAGCUUCACACGGUCAAGGAAAUGCUGGAGAUGGAGAGGAGCCAGCUGAGGACGGCCAUGGCAGAGAAAGACAAAGUUUUAUCCAAACGAGCUCUUCAGAUCAAGACAUUACAAGGCCAGUUGAAAGCCCUUGCGUACGCUGCCAAGAGUCAAAAAGGGACCGUGCCGCUGCAGUACACGUUGCCCGCCGGAGACCAGGAAGUAGUCCAGACCGUCCAGGAGGACAUUCCCUGUGCUCCUUUGAGGCUCGGAGAGUCCUUAUUGGAACUCCACCUUAAGGCGGCCACCUUCACUCCAGAAGGUCUUCGGCACAUGGGCGACCUUCAAGCGGACACGGUGACCUUCUGCACCUACGGCCUUUUGGACUUUGAAGUUCACUCCACGCCGUUGGUAGCGGGCGGCCAGCCCACUUACGGCUUCACCUCCCAGUACGCUUUGACGCCCCGAGAUCUGCUAAAGCUGCGGAGCCAGGGCGCCAGGGUCCGAGUGGAGCUCCACCAGGCCAUAGGAGGUGUCCGCUUUGUCACGCACGGGAGUGGACACUUGUCCCUCCUGGGGGCCAUGCAGAGGAGAGGGGAGCGCGACAAUGGCCGUGUCAACAUCACAGGCUCUGAGGGGGAAGUCGUCGGUGUUGUGGAUUUCUGGGCCCGUUUGUUCCCGCCCGCGGAGCCCACGGAGGACGUGUCGCUGAAAGACGGUGCCGGGAUCACAGCGACGCAGACGAUACCAACUCACACCACCUUGGGCUGGCGAGAAGACGGCCACGCAGACUUGUACGACUACGGCGGCGGGAUCCCUAACGAGCUGCUGCUGCUGCUGGACCGUUGCGAGGGUCUCAGCGGGCGAUGGCCCGGACUAGUUCCAGACGCAUACCUGACCUACAGGCUAUACGACCUGCCGCCUCACGUGUCCAAAACGAUCGCGGCCACCGCAGACCCGGUAUUCCGCGACAGCGCUAGCUACCCGCUAGCAGUCACAACAGAUGUGCUGCGCUACCUGCGGUCGAACAGUCUUUGGGUGUAUGUGUUUGAUGAUAGCGAUGAGCAGAUUCCACCGGCCUACUUGGCGAAAACACCCAUCCCGCUGAGAGCGCUGGCGACGGGCAAGGAGAUCACAGGCGACUAUGUGCUACGUGAUCCCGCCGGCGGUCCGCGGGGUACGGUCCGGGUUCUAAUGAAAUGGAAAUAUCCCUUUCAACCCCCGGGGGAUGCCAUCGGAGGCAGCGAGCGGUGGCGGGAAGAAGCGCAAGGGUCACAGCGGCCCAUAGCCAAGCCCAGAGUCAAGACGCAGCAAUUUGGGCCAGCAGAGCCCAAAACAAGACAGAGGAGGACAAAAGCUUGUCCCGCGCCCGAGGACGUAAAACCAGUCGGAACCAAGCGACCGGACGAGAGGUCACCCGUCCUACGCGACAUUGCGCUGACCGCGUCUCCCGAUUCACCGCCGACAAUAUGUCCAGAAACAUCUUCCAGAGAGUCGCCGCUAAGAAAAAGCUCUGGUACUCUGAAUAUUCCCUCUGUGGAUGUGGUGUCAGUGGAUGAAGUGGAGGAGCUGGAGGAAGAGAAAAAUGAGGAGAGGAGCGAGAGUGCCGCUGAAGAACUGUCAGAAUCUUCGCAUACCUCAACCAGCGACCUUCUGAUCGUGCCAUCCAAACCAAAGAAAAGACGGGGUAACAAACUGAGAGUGGAGAUCCUGUCCUUGACCUUUGAACCCUCUUCGCACGUGGCGCUGGACGAUUCGGUGCAGCGCGUCUACGUGGAAUACCGGCUGCUGGGCGUCCCCAUGGAGACCACCGAGACGCCCGUGUCCCUCCGCAAGCCCAGGGCGGGGGAGGAGAUUCACUAUAACUUCACUCGAGUCAUCUACGUGGACGGUUCCAUGUCUGCUCCACUCAGACGGUCUCUGUACACCAUGUUGGAGGGCAACGACCCAAAGAAGCGCCGGUUAAAGUUCACAGUCGUCAGCGAGCCGAUGGACGAGGAGGAGGAAUGCGUGGAUGUCGGUUACGCUUUUUUGGAUCUGCAGGAGCUGCUGCUGACGGGGAGUGACGUCAUCGAACGGCAAAUUGACAUUGUGCGCGUGGAUGAAGAGCAGGAGGUGAUUGGAUUCUUAAAAGUGUCACUGGAGGCCGCCAAAGCCCUGAGCGGUAUUUAUGAAGAGUUUCACCAGCCAGAAGAUACUGAGGAAGUCAGCGAGCUUGAAGAAGAGCAGAAGGAGAAAAAUAACAUUAAAGUGAUAGAAGAAGAUGACAGUGACUUCUAAAAAACAACAUUUCAGAUUAUUUUUAAACCCUGUGUGUGCCAUUUUUAUUCUUGGUGGUUAGUGUACAUGAGACUGAACUCUAUGGUCACUUCACUGUUAAUGUUGACGCUUUAAUCCCAAUUGUUAGAGUUUCCAGAGCUAAGGAGAAUAAAAAACUGACUUGUUUUC
This is a messenger RNA of Syngnathus acus (greater pipefish), 4557 nucleotides long. Its product is annotated as protein fantom-like. The transcript is spliced from 31 exons. The coding region runs from base 553 to 4389 and encodes 1278 amino acids. Gene Ontology annotation, cellular component: photoreceptor connecting cilium. The record is from RefSeq and is a predicted model, not a curated record. Gene Ontology annotation, biological process: retinal rod cell development; non-motile cilium assembly. NCBI's taxonomy places the organism in Eukaryota, Metazoa, Chordata, Actinopteri, Syngnathiformes, Syngnathidae.